UUCCCCAGCCUCGGGCGUUGGGUGGGCUGGGUUAGCUGGGCGCGCGUGCGCGUGGCGUCACGGGCUGCAUGCCUGCGCCUGCUCCCACGCUGCCGCGCCGCCCGCCCGGAAUGCCGGCCUCGGGGCCCUGCGGCCGGGCGCUGCUGCCGGCCGCCUUGGCGUUGCUUCUCGUCACCGCGGCCCUCCGGCUCUUCGAGGGGGUCUCCGGGCCGCGGCCCCCGGCAGGGGAGCCAGCCCGAGAUGGGCUGCGGAGGACGCUGGAGGAGCCGCGGGCGGCGGGCCGGCCGUGGGGGCCGCUGCCCCUGGGAGCCUUGUACGCCGUGGGCGUGCUGGCCUUCGUGCUGCGCCGGUGCCUGCAGGGACAGAACGAGGCCGACGCCUCCCCGGAGGAGAAGCCCGCCGAGAAGGAGCUUUUGCGCCGAGAAGCGCAGCUGGCUCAGGAACUGGCGAGGACGGAGCAGCUCCUGGGCGGCCUGCUGGACCAGCUGGACCCUCUGUUUGAGCGGGUGGAGGCGCUGGCCGGAGCCCAGCAGGACCUGCUGACGUUGAAGCUUCAGACCAUCGGCCAGCUGCUAAAGGACCAGGGACUCCGCACGGCCGUUGCCUCCCAAGGUACCGGGGCCAGCCAGGAUUCAAAUUCCAACCGCCACCAGAGGAGGCGGAGCCGGGCAAGGGAAUUCUCCACUCCGCCCUCUGUCGCCUCGGAGGCCUAGAAGCUGCGAUAUUGUGCACGUACAAAGGAGGCCUCGGGCUGCCCGCCCAGUCCCCACUUCCUCCUUUCUGGCCUUCCCGCGUGCGCACGCGCACACUCCAUGC
Molecule: messenger RNA, 816 nt
Organism: Sarcophilus harrisii (Tasmanian devil)
Lineage: Eukaryota; Metazoa; Chordata; Mammalia; Dasyuromorphia; Dasyuridae
Gene: CCDC107
Product: coiled-coil domain containing 107
Exons: 6
Coding region: 69-713 (214 amino acids)
Source: RefSeq, a predicted model, not a curated record